UUUUUCUUCACACAGGAUUCACAUGUAAAUUAAUAAUCUGAAGUAUAUCUUCAUCUCGUUGAAGAAUUGUACAGUGUUUACUUGGGAGCAAGUUAUAUCAUCGCGCAAGUUUAUGUGUAGGUCAUUUGAUAUAACUGGACGAUUAAAGCAAUGAUAAAUCCAGAUGAAAUUAAGCAUUUUGGAGGAAAGUAAUUUCGGUAGCCCAAUGAUUUAAGCAAGCCACCUUAUUUUCCCGCGCAACCUGUAGAACUUCAGAAUGUCACCACCGCUUACUUUCAUAAAGUGUGCUUAUGAUAAAAAAUUUCAUAGAGGUAUUGUGAUCUUGUAUAUUUUCCGUUGGUACCCAGAAGAUUGAAAUUCACACUAUGAGAAUGCUUGAUUAAAUAUUUCGUCUAUAAUUGCAUCAGUGUCAGUCACUUAGCAUGUCGUAUAAUAUAAAGAAAAAAUUCAGUAUUUCAUUUUCGACUCUACCGGUCGAAAUGCAAUCACAUAUAUGAGUGAUACAACCUCAGUUUGUGCGAUAGUGUGAGUGCUUCAUACUUCAAUCUUUGUCCAGGAUAGAGCAUGGAAACUAAGAUUCAGCUAUCAGAGCCAAAUUAGUUUUUGUAAUUUUAGUUGUUAGUAAAACUAAUACUUCCAUACGUAAAGGGACUGCGUCAAUUAUUAGAAAUGUAAACAGGUUCUUAUACCCUUUUUUAUCACGAAGUGUGUAUAUAAAAUCUUUUGUAUUGUGCUAAUGGGGCAUCAGGAUCAUAAGAUUGUGGCGUUUAAAGACGAAAGAUAACUACUAAUAAGGUUGUUUACUACAGGGUAUACCAUAUGGUGUCAUGCCAUAGUGUCUACUACUUAAAAAGCACUGUAAGCUGCCUUCAUUGGUUGGAAGACAUCUAAAUGUAUUUCUCCAAUAAUGAUUGUUACGCCUAUGCUGCAAGAUGUAGUACAUGUAGUACACUAACUAUUUUGAACUGUACCGAAUCUGCGCCAAUACUUUGACCAGUUGUGUUUGCUGUGUAAUACGUUAACUUUUUGGUUUGAAAUUUUCCGGAUAAAGCGUCUGAAUCUUGAUUUUACCAAUUCUCCCAGACAAUUUAUUUGAUUACUUAUAAAUCGCUCGUGGCGUGUUUUAGUUUUUAGUUUUUUCUUCAAUUUAAGCUAAUAUGAAUUAUAAAUUCUUGAUAUUUAUUUUGUCCACGUAGGAUUAAUCAACAUGAUCCGUUUCAGUUAUCCUGAAGAUAUCCCAUCUUUGUAUGCAGGGCAGCAAGCCGUUCAAAGUCUUCUGAUGAUUAUCGCAGUUAUAUGUGUUCCUUGGAUGUUGCUGUCGAAACCACUGAUUUUGUACAUGCGUCAUCGUGCAAUAAUGAAGGUAAUUUUAUAUUCAUAAUUUCUGUUAGUCAAUCGUAUUCGAAAGAAACACUAUGAAAAAUGCAGCAUGUCGAACUUUCAUUUUUCAUUCAACCAGCUUCACUGAACACUUUCAACAAUAAGAGAGCCAACAUUAAAUUGCAGGGUUGAUAAGGGUUCACUUUCACGGCUUUCCAUCAACUGCUAACAGCCUGAAAACUGGCAAGUUAUUGUAAAUGCAAACUUAUAUAACUUCAGAUAUAAUGGUGAUUUGUAGAUCACGUGGAUGAUUUUGAUACAGUUGUGUUCUCUGAGUUGGAUAGUUUACUUGCGGCGCUUUCAUCACUACCUCACUAGGCAACAUCUCCAGGGCAUAUUCCAAUUUGAAGUGAGUGUUUAGGUUUAUUUACGAGUUUACUAGUCAUUUCUCCUGGAGACCUUGGACGUGUAUGUUCCCCUUUCCAUGACUACAGUGCACCAAGGAGGCUGAAGAGCUACUUAAAGAUGAAGAUGCAUACCAACAGCUUACAUUAAAUCCUAACCAAAGAUUAGACAACCGCAUCCGAAAAACCCUAAACAUGCCCACCAAAAUAGGUCAGAUCACAAAAGAGGAUCCAAUGGACCAGUUCUACGCUGAUUCUACAACAAACCAAAAAAUAUACAAAGCAAACAUUGUAUUGCAACCAAUUGUAUCACUCCCAGGAACCCCGACAUACAACUUGUCCAAAGAACUAAGCAGAAAAUUGAAACAUGAGAAUUCUGCGAUCAUUCCUCAAAUCUGCAACUCAAUUUCUAGAGCGAAUAAAAAACGAAUAGAUAACCAAGAAAUAAUGGUAUCCUUCGAUGUCACAGCGCUAUGUACUUCAAAUGGACAGAAGUUGGUAAAAGAAACGAAGGAGAAACUAUGC
Molecule: messenger RNA, 2249 nt
Organism: Trichobilharzia regenti
Lineage: Eukaryota; Metazoa; Platyhelminthes; Trematoda; Strigeidida; Schistosomatidae
Source: the annotation of a GenBank genome assembly